Molecule: messenger RNA, 963 nt
Organism: Capra hircus (goat)
Lineage: Eukaryota; Metazoa; Chordata; Mammalia; Artiodactyla; Bovidae
Gene: SNTN
Product: sentan, cilia apical structure protein
Exons: 3
Coding region: 43-525 (160 amino acids)
Molecular function (GO): protein binding; transition metal ion binding
Source: RefSeq, a predicted model, not a curated record
CUGUUGCUUAGGAAGGGCCAACACACAACAGGAGACCAGAGUAUGUGUGGCUGCGUGCACAGUACUCAGGACCAAGCACUCCACUUGGAAGGGGAGCCCAAUCCUCCUGCAGCCCCAACAUCUACUUUAGCACCUAAGAACAUGCCCAAAAGCAUUUCAAUAUCCAAACAGCUGGCUUCAAUAAAAGCUCUACGCAAGGGCUCAGAUCUGGAAAAAGCCAUUGCCACCGCUGCUCUGGUUUUCAGAAACUCUUCUGACCCUGAUGGUAAACUCGGAAAAGCUACUGCCAAAAAUCUGCUGCAAACCCAGUUUAAGACUUUCACAGAGGUAAGACAAUUAACAGGCACCAAGAAAUGUGAGCCACACCAUAACAGCUGGCCUGAAAGAGUAAAACAGAGGGACCAUUUUGGGCUUGGUGGUCAAAAAAGAGCUCCUGGAAAAUUAAGGUAUAGUUGUGAUCUGAAAAAUGAGAUUAAGAGUGAUCUAGGGGUGAGGGCCGGUGGGGAGUGGUGGCAUUCCAAGUAGGGAAUCUGAUGUAAAGUACGUCAAAGACAUCUGAGGUCCAGUAAGUGUUAGUGAAAAGCGGGAGGGAAGUAAGAGCAAUGAGGGAGGAAGCCGGGCAGGGGGUGAGAAGUCGUGUCUUACAGAGGCAUAGCCUGUGGGCAGGAGGAAGCCAGGGAUGGCUUCUUAAUUCCCGAGAAAGAAAUUACGCCAGCUGCAGUAGGAGAUGAGACUCCAAGAGGGUGGGGAGUGGGGGCAAAGAAGAGAGGAACGGUGGCGAAGGAAUGCAAACAGAAGAAGACGUUGGUUUGGGCUAAGGUGGCAAGUAUGAGGGGCCUUUGGAAGGUGGAAUGAACAGGAUCUGCUGUGAGGGCUGAAGAACAGGAGGGAGCGAAUAAUGAUAUGUCAGUUCUGACUGUGGGAAGAAAUGGAUGGUGGAUCCAUUUUCAGAGAAGAGAAAGA